AUGUCAGAGUCUUAUGUGUUUGAAGAGCUAGACUGUGAUGAGCCCACCAAUGAACAAACGCGUUUUAAACGGCUGCAACAUGUUGUUUCUGGUCAGUGGAAAAAUAUAUUGAUUGGAUUGUUAUCUCAAACUUUGUACGCGACUUUUUUGGUUCUAUUAACCUACUUUUUGACGAAAGGACGUGUAUAUGAAACAGAAAUUGUGACGAGCUCUACAUUUCCAGCGUUACCUAGCACAUCUUCAAAAGCUGAUUCAACGUCUGCAUCCACUACAACAUUGCUGACUCCGGCACCCUCAAACAUCAAUACUUGCGUCUUCGGCUUCACCUACAUUAAUGGUAAAUGUUGGCGACUAUUCACUGAUCCCCAAACACGAGAAAAUGCUGACUCUGUUUGUAUGAGCUACGGUGGUUCGACACUUUUCUCGAUUAGAAAUGAACAGGAAAAUAAUGCAAUUUUUGAUUUUGUGUCAAACAGUAGUGUUGAUUAUUUCUGGACAGGGUUGAUUUGUAAAGGGAAUACUAUUUCUUCGUGCAUUUGGGAUAAGGAAAGUGGAUCCGCAGACGGCUAUGAUAACUUUUCAGACGAUUAUCCUGACGUGGCCAUUGGGGAGUGCGUUUACUUCAUCACUACUGGAUCAGAAGCUGGAAAAUGGAAAAGUGGCUCGUGCAAUCCGACAAUGAGUUUCAUAUGCGAACUACCUCCAACAAUUCAGGACAACAAUUGCGAGAACAAUUACAACAAUCAUUGUUACCUACGCUACGAUUUGUCCUACACUGUUGCUCAAAGUCAGAAGUUCUGCAGAUCAAUAUGCGGCAACCUCGUUUCAAUCACAUCGGCCAAUGAAAAUCGUUACGUUCAAUCAAUAUACAUUGGCGGUGGAUAUAUUACACUUGGCGCAGUGGUUCCAAAUGUCAACAUCAUAUACUGGAUGGAUGGAUCACCAGCGACAUAUAAUAAUAUUCAACAUUAUACAAAUGGAACUUGUCUCUUUCUGAAUCUUGCAUGGGACAGUACCGAUCACUGGUACACUGUCGAUUGCGCCGAAGAAUCAUGGUUUCUGUGUAAACGGUCCACAGGAGCUAACUAUAUUUGUUGA
Caenorhabditis elegans is the source of this 1098-nucleotide messenger RNA. It is a transcript of the gene clec-32, whose product is annotated as C-type lectin domain-containing protein. The transcript has 7 exons. The coding region runs from base 1 to 1098 and encodes 365 amino acids. Gene Ontology annotation, molecular function: carbohydrate binding. The record is from RefSeq and is marked reviewed. Lineage: Eukaryota; Metazoa; Nematoda; Chromadorea; Rhabditida; Rhabditidae.